Molecule: messenger RNA, 1782 nt
Organism: Tribolium madens (black flour beetle)
Lineage: Eukaryota; Metazoa; Arthropoda; Insecta; Coleoptera; Tenebrionidae
Gene: atms
Product: RNA polymerase II-associated factor 1 homolog
Exons: 5
Coding region: 120-1742 (540 amino acids)
Biological process (GO): transcription elongation by RNA polymerase II
Cellular component (GO): Cdc73/Paf1 complex
Molecular function (GO): chromatin binding; RNA polymerase II complex binding
Source: RefSeq, a predicted model, not a curated record
GCUGUCAACAAGCGUGCGCGCGGUGUGGCCUGUGUUAAAAGUUUUAUUAUCAAAAUAACUCGAAGAUAUCUUUAUAAAGUUCUAUUUGGGUUUGUUACUUUUUAGGUGUAUAUUUUACAAUGCCCCCGACGAUACAAAAUGGAACUACAUCACAAGAAAAACGGCCUGUUAAACCAGCAGAAAAAAAAUCCGACUUGAUAUGCAGAGUGAAAUAUUGCAAUACAUUACCUGAUAUACCUUUUGAUUUGAAAUUUAUAUCAUACCCAUUUGACUCAUCAAGAUUUAUACAAUUUAAUCCCACGUCGUUAGAGCGGAAUUAUCGCUAUGAAGUAUUAACUGAACAUGAUUUGGGUGUUGCCAUUGAUUUGAUUAAUAAAGAUAUUUAUGCUGUUGAACCUGGUGCUAUGCUUGAUCCAGCUGAUGAAAAACUUCUAGAAGAAGAUAUCUUAACACCACAAGAUUCUAAAAGAUCUAGACAUCAUGCAAGAUCUGUGUCUUGGCUUCGCAGAACUGAGUACAUUUCAACUGAACAGACAAGAUUUCAACCACAAAGUAUGGAUAAAGUUGAAGCAAAGGUUGGCUACAGUAUUAAGAAGAAUUUGAAAAAUGAAACGUUAUACAUGGACCGUGACUCACAAAUCAAAGCCAUUGAGAAAACAUUCAGUGAUUCAUUGAAUCCCAUUGAGAAGCAUUACAGCAAACCUAAUGUGACUGCUGUUGAAGUAUUACCAGUCUUUCCUGAUUUCAAUUUGUGGAAAUAUCCCUGUGCUCAAGUUAUUUUUGAUUCAGAUCCGGCGCCUGUUGGUAAACAAGUGCCUGCGCAAAUUGAAGAAAUGUCACAAGCUAUGAUUAGGGGUGUGAUGGAUGAACGUGGUGAACAAUUCGUUGCCUAUUUCUUACCAACUGAAGAAACCCUUGUUAAAAGAAGAGAAGACUUUGCUAAUGAAAUACCCUACCAAGAUGAUGAAGAAUAUGAGUAUAAAAUGGCAAGAGAGUACAACUGGAACGUGAAGAGUAAAGCAAGCAAAGGUUAUGAAGAAAAUUACUUCUUUGUGAUCAGACAAGAUGGUGCUUACUACAAUGAAUUAGAAACCCGUGUCAGACUGAGUAAACGUCGCCAGAAAGUUGGCCAACCUGCCAGCAAUACUCGUCUUAUUGUCAAACACAGACCAAUGGAUGCGAACGAAUUCAGAAUGCAAAGAUAUCGUGAAAAACAACUUGAACCGGCAGGCGAAGAAGACGAAGAAAUGGAAAUUGAACAAAAUGAGGAACAACAAGAAGUUGAAAGUACUUUUAAAGCGACGCGGAAUCGUCAAGAUCGAAAUCACCGUCACGUUCUAGGUCUCAGUCUAGAUCUAGAUCUCAGUCUAAAUCUCCAUCACGGUCUAGAUCUAGAUCCAAAUCGCGGUCAAGAUCUAGAUCGAAAUCUGCUUCUAGAUCCAGAUCACAUUCACGCUCCGGUUCCGGAUCACGUUCUCCUUCCAAAUCGCCGUCUAGAUCUAGAUCCGGAUCCAAAUCACGUUCACCAUCACGUUCUAGAUCACGUUCAAAGUCUAGGAGUAAAUCGCGCAGUAAAUCACCUUCUAGAUCCAGAUCCGGGUCGCGUUCACGAUCUGGGUCUCGCUCUAGAUCAGAGUCCGGAUCCGGAUCUGGAGGCAAGUCGGAUAGUGAUUAAAUACUUUCUUUUUGUACCGAUAUCAUUUAGGGUUUUAUUUAUUAAGUGUCUUGUCAUUGUUUAUUAGAUUUAGAUGUAAAUAUAGUUUAAUAAACAAUACCUGAAUA